UUUCCUUUGGGAAGACGAGCUCCGUGUGAUAUCUACUGGCACGGUGUUUCCUUCCACGACAAUGAACACAUUGUUUCAGGGCAGGUCAACAAGUUCCCAGGGAUGGUUGAGAUGCUGAGGAAGAUCAACCUGAGCAGAGCCAUGAGGACCAUGCAGCAACUUUUCCCAGAGGAAUACGACUUCUAUCCUCGUUCCUGGAUCCUACCUGAAGAGUACCAGCAAUUUUCUGCUCAGAUUCGUCUGGGGAAGGAGAAUGAAACGGCGGUCACCCCCACCUUCAUUGUUAAACCAGACGGGGGAUCUCAGGGAGACGGGAUCUACUUGAUCCGGGACCCCAGCGAUUUGAAGCUCGUGGUGGGCUCUCAGGCCAAACAGGCUGUGGUCCAAGAGUACAUUCCGAAGCCGUUACUGAUCGACAAGCUGAAGUUCGACAUCCGUUUGUACGUGCUAAUCAGGUCGCUGGAGCCAUUAGAGAUCUACAUCGCCAAAGAAGGCCUGACCCGGUUCUGUACUGAACCCUACCAGGAACCCAGCCAGAAGAAUCUGAGCCACGUCUUCAUGCACCUGACCAACUACUCCCUGAACGUGCACAGUGGAAACUUUGUGCACUCAGACAGCCAGAACACAGGCAGCAAGCGCACCCUGUCCAGCGUGCUGUACAGGCUGGGAGCUAAAGGCGUCGACAUCAAGCGGGUGUGGUCGGACAUCAUCGCCCUCGUGAUCAUGACCGUCAUGGCUGUGGUGCCGGAACUGAAAGUUUACCACCAAGCAGAUAUACCACCGGGCAAACCAGGACCCACAUGUUUCCAGGUUUUAGGUUUUGAUAUCCUGCUGAUGAAGAACCUGAAGCCAGUAUUAUUAGAGGUCAACUCUAAUCCCAGUAUGAGAAUAGAACAUGAGCAGGAAGUGGCACCGGGGGUUUUUGAAUACGUUCCCAGUCCAGUGGAUGAGGAGGUCAAAGUGGGAGUGAUCAGAGACACGCUACGCCUCAUGGAUCCCUUCAACAAGAAACCAGCACCGGUUUCUCAAUUGAAGUCAGGCGGGUUUGAACACGUGGAGGAGAUCCCAUUGGAUCCUGAAUCUCACAGCAGGAGUCCGGACGAGAUGGGAAAUCUGCCCUCCCUGUGUCUGAAACAGGUCUACCCCAAGUACACCAAACAGUUUAACUCCUUGCGGCUGGUGGAGAGAAUCGCAGCUCUCUUCAUUCGUUUCCUCGGGGUCAAAGGCAACAUGCGGCUUGGUCCCACAGCCUUCAGAACCUUCAUCAGGACGUGUAAGCUGAGCAGCAGCAGCUUCAGCAUGGCUUCAGUGGAUAUCCUCUACAUAGACAUCACCCGUCGAUGGUCAUGUACGGCACCUGAGUCCAGAGAAGCAGGAAUGGGCCUGCAGGCCUUCGUUGAAGCCUUUUUCUACCUGGCAGGUCGCAGGUUCAAAUCUCUGGUGCUGAAGGAGCAGGUGGCAGCGCUGCUCAGCCUGUGUGAAGCUCAGCUGGAGCCUCAGCCGAGUGCUGAGGACCGACGCUCGCUGAGCUGCAGCCGGGCCCUGCUGCGGCCCAUCAGAACCCAGACGCUGUGCCCGCCCCACCCCCUGCUCAGCUCCCCUGCUGCUCAGAGACGGGCAGCCAGCCAUCAAAGACUCAAGCCUCGCAUGCUGAGAGCUAACGUGGAGAACUGAUGAGAGGGAACAACCCUGAAAACUGCCCACUCCCCAGGAGGAGGUGCGGUUCCUCCUCUUCAUCUCCCGAGGAGGACCAGCUCCAGGCACACCGACUGAUCAUCAGAGGACUGCUGUCAGCCUGAUUACGUUUUCUUCCACAGAGGAAGGUGUCCCCGGGGGUGGGGGUGGGAUAUCUAAGGAGACUGGUGGUAUACGUUUAAGUCAGGGACUUUAUCCCUUAUUACAAAACAAAAACUGCUGUAGUGGAAUCAAAUUUUCAUUUUACUAACAUGUUAGUUUUAAUGAUUGUGUACAGGGAGGAAGAGUAGGCAGGACGGAGUAUAGCUCCAAAAAUACACAAAUGGCAGCACCUGAAAACCGGAUAAUAAGAAUUUACUGCAGAACAACAGAAGGAGGUGAAGAAUCUUCCUGACUGCUUUUAAUGAAGGGGUGCAGGGGAUCCUGAUUGUAUCACCUUUGCACAGCAGCUCUUAAUUUGCACAGAAAUAACCAUGCUUCCUUGUGUGUGAGGGUGUGUAAAGUGUGUAUUUGUGUUCAGCAGGGUGAUGAGUAUAUGUUGACAGAAAACACAUCAGCUGUUUACUCUCCAUGAGCUCGUUAACGGUGAGUGGGUUAGCUUCAGCAGCUGUCCUCAUUGGACCUCCAAACCGCAUGCUUUAACGGGGCAAUAUUAUGUGUUUCUCAAGCAUAUAUUUAAAAACUAUACCAUAAUAAAGUAUCUAUGUCACCUUUA
Austrofundulus limnaeus is the source of this 2410-nucleotide messenger RNA. RefSeq names its product tubulin tyrosine ligase-like family, member 11 (gene ttll11). Gene Ontology annotation, cellular component: ciliary basal body. Gene Ontology annotation, biological process: protein polyglutamylation; microtubule cytoskeleton organization. The record is from RefSeq and is a predicted model, not a curated record. NCBI's taxonomy places the organism in Eukaryota, Metazoa, Chordata, Actinopteri, Cyprinodontiformes, Rivulidae. Gene Ontology annotation, molecular function: tubulin binding; tubulin-glutamic acid ligase activity.